This is a messenger RNA of Manihot esculenta (cassava), 1115 nucleotides long. RefSeq names its product fasciclin-like arabinogalactan protein 12. The record is from RefSeq and is a predicted model, not a curated record. The coding region runs from base 181 to 921 and encodes 246 amino acids. Lineage: Eukaryota; Viridiplantae; Streptophyta; Magnoliopsida; Malpighiales; Euphorbiaceae. The transcript has a single exon.
UCUCAUAAAGAUAAAUCCAAUAACAGAGUCUAAAUUCUUUCCCACAAAAAAUCAUCAUUAUACCUAACUUGCAUUGUUUCUCUCCCUAUAAAAAACCCUUUCCUUUCCUUUCUUUACACAUCAAACACUUGUUGUGUUGCAAGCUAGGACUACAUUCAUUUUUGCUUUCUUUUUAGUAAUAUGGGCCACCGGAGCCCAAAACAGCCUAUCAUGGUGGCCAAAUUUUUGCUUUUCUUCCUCCUCUAUUGCACCACCACCGCCUUUGCUCAAGGUCCGGCAGCUGCUCCUGCACCACCUGGCCCUACCAACGUCACGAAAGUCCUCGAGAAAGCUGGGCAGUUCACUGUGUUCAUCAGGCUUCUGAAAGCAACCCAGGAAGAUGUCACAUUGAAUGGUCAGCUCAACAACACUAACAAUGGCAUCACCAUCUUUGCACCAAGUGAUAGUGCUUUUCAGAGCUUGAAAUCAGGCACCCUUAACUCCAUAAACGAUCAAGAAAAGGCUGAGCUUGUGCAGUUUCACAUCAUCCCAACAUAUCUGUCGAGUUCUCAGUUCCAAACUGUGAGCAAUCCUGUAGCUACACAAGCAGGAUCAGGUGACAGAUUUCAGCUUAAUGUGACAACAACAGGAAAUGCAGUGAAUAUAUCCACAGGGCUUACUAAUACAAGUGUAUCUGGAACUGUGUACACUGAUGGGCAACUUGCUAUUUAUCAAGUUGACAAAGUGCUUCUUCCUAUAGAUAUUUUUACCCCUAAACCUCCACCUCCGGCACCGGCGCCGGAGAUUCCGAAGAAGAAGAAAGGGAAGAGUGCAGACAGUCCAACAACUUCUAAGGAUAUUUCUGGAGCAGUAAGCUUUAUAGUGAGUAAUAAUGUGGUGUUUUUUGGAGUUGGGAUUGUAAGUGCAAUAGUUUCUUUGUGACACAAAUGGCUUUUGAUGAGGCAUGUUGGAGUAAGUUCAGUUUUCCAAUGGUGUAUGAUUUUGAUGAGUUGGGUUGAUGAUGGUGGUGGUGAUGAUCGAGAAAUGGUGAGUGAUUUUGAAUAAUUAUUGUUUUUUUUUUUUGUCUCAAUUGUAUCAUUCAAAUUUGUGAAUUAAGAUUGAAUUUUUGUGUUUAA